Cadophora gregata is the source of this 1401-nucleotide messenger RNA. RefSeq names its product Protein OS-9 (gene YOS9). Gene Ontology annotation, cellular component: endoplasmic reticulum lumen. The record is from RefSeq and is a predicted model, not a curated record. NCBI's taxonomy places the organism in Eukaryota, Fungi, Ascomycota, Leotiomycetes, Helotiales, Ploettnerulaceae. Gene Ontology annotation, biological process: retrograde protein transport, ER to cytosol; endoplasmic reticulum unfolded protein response. Bases 1 to 1401 code for a protein of 466 amino acids. The transcript is spliced from 2 exons.
AUGCAGCACAUCAUUACAGCUUUGUUGGCAUCAGUUCCAAUAGUUUUGGCAAGCCAAACAGUCUUCAGUGUCCACGAUGAUUUACUUGCGUUCCCUCAAUAUGAGGUCGCCUUCCCAGAUUCGUUCAUCUCGGACGUCGAGGCAAAGUCAAUAAUCGAGCAAGCUUCCGCAGCUAUACCCAAAUCUCCUCAAAGCUCCGACACGACGAGCAUAGCUUCGCGAACGGACGAAGCUCCCCAACCUCCCAGCGACCAUGCCUUCGACCCCAAGCAUGAAACCUACGAAUUAAUGUAUCUAAAUGGCGAACAACAUCUCUGCACAAUACCAAUAGUCGAUACACCUGCCAAGAAUGAAACAUCAGAGGCGGAAGCAAGAGCGGCGGAGCAGAAAGAGCUGGCUCGCGCCACCAACCGGGGCUGGGAAUUGCUCCAGGAACUUGAUGGUGGAUGUCUGUAUUUCGUCUCCGGCUGGUGGUCAUAUGCCUUCUGCUACAAUAAUGAGAUUACACAAUUCCACCAGCUUCCUCCGCAACCUGGAAAGCCACUACUUCCACCUCAACCAGAUCCUACGACAAAACAGUUCGUGCUAGGAAGGGCGAAAGCGAAGGGGAAGCCAAGCAAGGAUGACGAAUGGGAGAAGGAAAUUGAGGCGCCAAAGAAGAAGGCUUCAGAGGAACCGCCAAAGACGGAGCUUCAGAUUAAGGGCGAUACGAGAUACUUGGUCCAGAAGAUGGAAGGGGGAACGACUUGCGAUCUUACGGGGAAGCCAAGACGAGUGGAGGUACAGUUCCACUGCAAUCCUCACGUCACAGACCGGAUAGGAUACAUCAAGGAGGUCACGACGUGCUCGUAUCUGAUGGUUGUAUACACCCCAAGACUGUGUAGCGACGUUGCGUUCCAACCGCCAAAGGUAACUAAGGCACAUUCUAUCGUCUGCCGCGCCGUUGUUCCGGAAGAGGAUCUUCAGGAUCGAUCAGAGCUCAAGGAGAUUGAAAACCAGAUUGCAGCAGAGAAAGAGCAACCAAUUAAUGUUGGAGGUGUCAUUCUGGGUGCUGGGAAAUGGAUCAACAAGGAAGGACAGCGCUUGCCCAUUCCAGCAAAUUUCGGACAGGAGCCUCCAGGAAAGGUAGUUGAAGUGAUUGCUCGAGCCAAGAGCAAGGUUGAAGGCGGGAAAGUGGAAAUGGCCAGUGACAAGGAACUGGCAAAGUUGGACUUGGAUCCGGAGAUGGUAGAGACCGUCAAGAAGCAAGUUCAGAAGUUGGCCAAGGAGAAAGGAUGGAAGAUUGAGGUUGUGGAUGCUCCUGGUCAGAUCCGAGAGAUUUUGGGAAUAGUCGAUGAAGAUGAAGAUGAGCCUGAGGAUGAAGAAGGAAGUCAAGAGGUCUUUUACAAGGACGAGUUGUAA